AUGAUUGGUACAAUCAUACGCGAAAUGAAUCGUUUGGGCAUGAUGGUGGAUUUGUCACACGUUUCGACGGGUACAAUGCGUGAUGCUUUGGAAGUUAGUGAGGCACCUGUGAUAUUCUCUCAUUCUUCCGCCUAUGAAUUGUGCAAUUCAAGCCGUAAUGUACAGGAUGACAUGUUACAAUCGCUGGCCAAGAAUGGUGGCAUUAUUAUGGUUAAUUUCUAUUCGAGAUUUCUUUCUUGUAGUGAAAACUCAACCGUACAUGAUGCAGUGGCUCAUAUAAAUCACAUUAAGCGUGUCGCUGGCAUUGAUCAUGUGGGCCUGGGUGCUGGAUACGAUGGAAUCAAUUUGUAAGUAAAUGAAAUUUAUUUAUACUUAUACUAGCAUAAGCGCACAUACAUACAAUUGUAUAUU
Lucilia cuprina (Australian sheep blowfly) is the source of this 411-nucleotide messenger RNA. RefSeq names its product dipeptidase 1-like. Bases 1 to 351 code for a protein of 116 amino acids. The record is from RefSeq and is a predicted model, not a curated record. Lineage: Eukaryota; Metazoa; Arthropoda; Insecta; Diptera; Calliphoridae. Gene Ontology annotation, molecular function: metallodipeptidase activity. The transcript is spliced from 3 exons. Gene Ontology annotation, biological process: proteolysis.